Molecule: messenger RNA, 948 nt
Organism: Oncorhynchus tshawytscha (Chinook salmon)
Lineage: Eukaryota; Metazoa; Chordata; Actinopteri; Salmoniformes; Salmonidae
Product: basic proline-rich protein-like
Exons: 2
Coding region: 1-948 (315 amino acids)
Source: RefSeq, a predicted model, not a curated record
AUGUGGCUGUUACCCCCGAGGGCCCAGAGGGGGGCAGCAGAGAGCUGUGGAGAUAUUCACGAUGGUCAUCUAUUAAAGCACACAGUGGUUCUUAACCUGGAGUCCUCGAACAACGGGGGAGGCCACCGGCCCGGCCGAUCCACGACGGGGGAGGGACCCGGCCCGGCCGAUCCACGACGGGGGAGGCCACCGGCCCGGCCGAUCCACGACGGGGGAGGCCACCGGCCCGGCCGAUCCACGACGGGGGAGGGACCCACCCCCACCCAGCCGAUCCACGACGGGGGAGGCCACCGGCCCGGCCGAUCCACGACGGGGGAGGGACCCACCCCCACCCAGCCGAUCCACGACGGGGGAGGCCACCGGCCCGGCCGAUCCACGACGGGGGAGGCCACCGGCCCGGCCGAUCCACGACGGGGGAGGGACCCACCCAGCCGAUCCACGACGGGGGAGGGACCCGGCCCGGCCGAUCCACGACGGGGGAGGCCACCGGCCCGGCCGAUCCACAACGGGGGAGGCCACCGGCCCGGCCGAUCCACGACGGGGGAGGCCACCGGCCCGGCCGAUCCACAACGGGGGAGGCCACCGGCCCGGCCGAUCCAGGGGGGACCAGUCACAGACUUCAGAGUUACCGGUCCGUCCCCCCCGGGUCAGUACCGGUCCAGUCCCCCCGGGUCAGUACCGGUCCAGUCCUCCCGGGUCAGUAACGGUCCAGUCCCCCGGGUCAGUAACGGUCCAGUCAGUAACGGUCCAGUUCCCCGGGUCAGUAACGGUUCAGUCCCCCGGGUCAGUAACGGUCCAGUCCCCCGGGUCAGUAGCGGUCCAGUCCCCCGGGUCAGUAGCGGUCCAGUCCCCCGGGUCAGUAACGGUCCAGUCCCACGGUUCAGUCCCCCGGGUCAGUACCAGUCCAGUCCUCCGGGUCAGUACCGGUCCAGUCCCCCGGGGGACUGA